GCCGCUGGGCCUGCAGAGGGCGACGCUCUGCCCCUCCUCCUCCGGCCUGAGCGUGGGGCCCUCUUGGCCACCGGGCCGGCUCGUUGGCGCUGGUGGGCGACGUGGAUGCGGAAGUGGCUGGCAGCGGAGGAGCUGGGCGGCGCGGAUCAUGGCCAAAGCUGGAGGAAAAGGAGUGAACCUGAAAGACAAGCUUGAUGGCAAUGAAUUGGACUUGAGCCUGAGUGACCUGAAUGAAGUACCAGUCAAAGAACUGGCUGCUCUUCCAAAGGCUACCAUAUUGGAUUUGUCCUGUAACAACCUCACUUCCCUACCGUCGGACUUCUGCAGUUUGACCCAUGUGGUGAAACUUGAUCUGAGUAAAAAUCAGCUUCAGCAGCUCCCCUCAGACUUUGGUCGCCUGGUUAACUUGCAGCACCUGGACCUCCUGAACAACCGAUUAGUCAUCUUACCAGUCAGUUUUGCACAGCUCAAGAAUCUGAAGUGGUUGGAUCUGAAGGACAACCCGUUGGAUCCUAUCCUGGCCAAAGUGGCAGGAGACUGCCUAGAUGAGAAGCAAUGUAAACAGGCUGCUAUCCGAGUGCUGCAGCAUAUGAAAGCUAUCCAGUCCGAGCAGGAUCGAGAGAGGCAACGAAGGCUACAAGCAGAGCGAGAAAUGGAGAAGAAGCGUGAAGCAGAGCAGCGAGCAAGGGAGGCUCAGGAGAGGGAACUACGGAGGCGAGAGAAGGCAGAAGAGAAGGAACGAAGGAGACGGGAGUAUGAUGCACUAAGAGCGGCAAGGCAAGAGAUGGAAACACAAACAAAAAAAGAAAGCAGUGAAAUCCCAAAGCUUUCAUCAGUUUCUCAUCCAUCUCAGCUGCCCCGGCACAGGCGCUCCUGGUUCCAGGCAUUGUUGAAGCUGCUGCUUUUGAUGUUCCUGUGUGCCCUUAGUACUGUGGCUGUUUGCCGCGUGACGGAGCUGCAGCGCCAGUCUCUGUGCAUCAGCGUGAACGUGCUCUAUGAAGAUGUGGUUACUGCUCUGCAAAGCCACAAAAUUGUGCAAAAUAUAUUACAUCAGAACUCUCAGCAAUGAUGCUGCUACCUGGACAUGUGCAUUGUCAGCAUCUCUUGCCACCAUUGACACAGCCAGAAUUCCUAUGGAAUUGUGUUCUGGUGAAACUGUCUUUAAUCAGUCAGCACUGGAUUUGCUGGUCCAUUCAGAACAGAGCAGAACUACUGCUUAGAUCAUUUUUGUUGUGCUUGUGUCUCAGAUGGUCUGCAACUCCUGUCGUUUGCUUAUAUUAAAUUAGAACAUGUUAAGACUUUCUCCCUCACUAAUGGAGCAGGAGGUUGCCAGUCAGAGGAGUGAGGAAAGCCAUAACCCAUCUGGGUAACUAUGGCCCUGUAAGGAGGUGGAGUAUAUCCAUCUUCUUGCUGACACUUGCAAGAAGGUUCAUGCAAACCUUUGCUAAAGUCAGGGGUGGGGUGGCUGUAUGGUAUAGAAAUAUACAUAAGCCCAUUCCAGGACCAAUCAGAAGUAUGUAGGAUGGCUGUGUAUUGAUACAUCAGAGUGGUGGAGUGAUGAAAUGCUAUUGAAAUAAGAAUUGUCAGCUUUGUCAAUAUAACAGUUUUCGCAGCA
Molecule: messenger RNA, 1615 nt
Organism: Caretta caretta (loggerhead turtle)
Lineage: Eukaryota; Metazoa; Chordata; Testudines; Cheloniidae
Gene: LRRC59
Product: leucine rich repeat containing 59
Cellular component (GO): cytoplasm
Molecular function (GO): protein binding
Source: RefSeq, a predicted model, not a curated record